CGCUGAGUGGCGUUAGCAGCGCAGCACUUUGCGAACGAGUGCUCUCAUGUCCGUGAACUCCUUUUUGAGAAGAUACCGAUAACUUCUGAGUACGGUGUGUUUUUAGGCUGUACAAUUUCCUGGAAACUAAAGUAGGACUUGAACGUUUUACUUUUCUGACAACUUUUCGUGCCUCCGGUUAACUGCCCGAAAGUAACGGUGGAGCAGCAGGUCUGGACGCCUCGUGCGGUCUCCGGUCAAGUUAGUUAAAGUACGAGUUUGCGCGCUUUUUUUUUUUUCGCGCGGUACUGCUGUGCCGCUCGUGCGGUGCACGGGUGACGCGGGCUCGCGGCGAUCAUCAGCAUGUGCGGGAUCUCGUGCGGUGCCCGUUUUGCGCUCGCGCACUGCCUUCCGUCGCAGUGUUGAGAGAAAGUCCUUCGCGCUGGAGACGCGCGCACAGGCGCGGUCCCGCUGUCUGGGGCACAAAGACAAGAGCGCGGCGAGGGUCUGUGCGGACCGAUGGUCGCCCACCCCUCCCUCCCGGAGAGGACACCCCGCGUUUUCCGCGAGUACGCAGCGCGUGCACCCCGCACGCGGCGUCCGGCCAGGCAGACUGAGACAGGGCACUCACACACUCUCACUCACUAACUCAGCACUGCUGCGCCGCGAGCUCCUUCGCACCGUCCGCUGUGUGGAGCAGGAGCUCGGAGAUCAGUGAAAAGCAAUGAUUUCCGAGGAAAGGAACAGUCUGAUAUCCAAGCAGGUCCUCACCUUCCCCGUGGGCAUGAUCAUCAGUUCGCCUAAACGACGCCUGGCCAAGCUUGGCAGGAAGCCGAGCAGCGGGUCCCUGCAGUCCAGCUCUUCUUGUCUCACCACCAAAUCAGCAGACAGCGUGAGCACGAGCGUGAGGCAACCCGCCAAGAACAAGAUCCGGCGGCACAACAACCGACUUUCCACGGUGUUCAACCGGGGCCCUUUCCUGUGGGACGGUGGCCAGGGGUAUGCCGCUGUGGUGGGCGAUGAUGGGUCAGUGGAAGAUGACCCCUCUGAGCUGUCCAAUCACAUAUCCACCCCAGGCAUCCUGAAGGUUUUUGGCAAUGACAUCUGCCAAGGGGCCAACUACAAGAGCGUGCUGGCCACCAGUCGCUCCAGUGCAAAGGAGCUGGUGAAAGAAGCCGUAGAGAGGUACUGUCUGGACAAAGCUGAAGCCAGCGCCUAUGUGCUGUGUGACGUGAUUGGCGUCAUUGGGGAAGACCGCCAGUGGAAGACGGAGGGCUCGCGGGUGGUGGGCGACAAUGAGAAGCCGCUCUUACUGCAGUCGCUGUGGAAACCCAAGGAGGGGUAUUCUCGCCGCUUCGAGAUCCAGAGGCGGGCCAGUGUGGAAGAGAGGAAUGCAAGGGAGCAGGACACUGUCACUGCAGGCAUAAAUGCCCAGGCCCGAAAGCUGCAGAAGAUCCGAUCUCGAGUGUCCACCGUCUUUGUGGAUAACGCCAGCGCCACUGAGGCGGGCAGCAGUCCAGGCCUGUGGAGGAGUCUGAGCGAAAUGGACCUCCCCGCUCAAGGUCAGGACAGCUGGGCCCACGAGGCACCAUCGUGCAAUGCACCAGAACCCAGAGCCAAUAAAGAGGCCUACAGUCCCAGCACGGAGAAGGAGGAGACGGAAAGCAGCGACGAUAACGCCACACAGUACUCCAUUCACCCACCCUUCGACUUCCCCUACUUCCUGCUGCUGCAGGGCUACAGUUACAGACAGGACUUUGUAAUCUACCUGAUGACUGGGCCGAGCACAAUCUUUGGGCGCUGCAGUGAGCACUCGACGGGGGAGGACGUGGAGAGGCUGAACGUGGAUGUCCCUCUGGCGGCACCGGACGUCUUACCCCAGCACUGCUGCGUGAGGCGGGUGGAGACACCCGGCGGGGGCGCUGGUGGAAAAACCUUGACGCUGCUGAGACCCUUGGGCCAUGCCCUGGUGGUACACAACGGCAUCCCGCUGAAGGCUGAGACUGAGCUCCACCCAGGUGACCUAGUCAGGCUGGGGGAGCACUACAUGUUCAUGUUCAAGGACCCCACCUCCGAGGCUGCUUCCUGUCUGCCGCCCUGGCUGAGCAGGCUUUCCGGAACCCACUCAGAGCUGACUCUGUGUGGAAUGUGUGGUUCCUCCAAUGCAGAAACCAAAGACAGCCUCCCCCCUGCAGAAACUGUUGCACCCCUCCUGAGGGGCCCUGAUGGUCAGGAUCUUGUUCUGUUUUAUGAACUGGAGCAGGAGGAUCGAGUCCUGAAAGACAUUCUCGGCUUGGUGGAUCCUCAUGGAGCAGAUCCCAAGCUGACUCCAGCUUUCCUGCUCUGCUUGUGCAUUCAACACUCGGCCAUGCACUUUGAGAUGUCAGACAUGCGUUGUCUUCUGCUUCGCAUUGCCAGCCAAGUACAGAUGACUAUGUGGGAGAGGACCAAGGAGCUUGCAGCAAUACAGCCAGAAAUGAGAACGGAGGAGCUGCAGCAGGACACAGACGAAGUGCCCCCUCUUACUAUAGAGGAGCUGCUCCCAGGCCUACGUCCGCUGGUGCUGUGGAUGGAGAACUCCAUAGAGCUGUUGCACUUCAUCCAGCAAGAAGUGCCCAAGCUGUUUCCCUUGAGUCGUGAGGAGCUGCUUAACUCUGAUUUGUCACAGUCCGCCUUGGAGGAAGCAACCACUGUUUUGGAGGAGGUCAUCAUGUUUACGUUUCAGCAGUCUGUCUACUACCUCACCAAAGCACUGUAUGCGGCACUGCCCGCCGUGUUGGACAGCAACCCCUUUUCGGACCAUGAAGGACUGCGGGUGCCCGAAGGUGUCGGCGGUGUCCUCGCUGUGCUCAAGAGCACCCUAGAGCUACUGUGCUCUUUCCAGGUGCACUGGGACAUCACCACCCAGCUGUUCGCAUACCUCUUUUUCUUCAUCAACGCCUCCCUCUUCAACACGCUGAUGGAGAGAGGUUCCGGAGGUGGAUUUUACAAGUGGUCCAAAGGGGUUCAGAUCCAUGCUAAUCUGGACCUCCUGAUGGACUGGGCGCAGGGUGCCGAACUGGGCCACCUGGCAGUAGACUUCUUCCAGAAGCUCUCCGCUGCCGUUAACCUUUUGGCGACACCUAAGGAGAACCUGCUGCAGGCUUCCUGGCCUUCUCUACGGGGGGAGUUUUCGCACCUGAACCCGGCCCAGCUGCACCACAUGCUGCGGGAGUACGACCCGGGUCGCACCCGUCCCGCCCACUGGAGUCCCACGCCACAGGAAGCAGAGGCGGCUCUAAGUACCGCUGCUAUCCUGGAGAGCUUUGACAACCACCCACCUCUUGUUCUGCCUACUGAUGGCUUUCACUUGGAGCUGGGGAAGCUGAUCCGUGAUGCCAGGCUGUGUGAGCAGCUGGCCAGACUACAAGGCUCACUCCUGGAUUCUUCUCCCAGAGGUCCUCCUGCCAGCCCCAAGCAGCUCCUGCAGAGUCUGCUAUCAAAGCCAGAGAAAGAAGAGCAGGUGGCACCUCCUGCAUGUGUUGCUCCACACCAGGACUCAGAAACCCCUUUGUACACCCCACGGGACAGAGAGGAAAUUAAUCUUGACUCAGCAGCCGGUCCUGGCAUCAGGGAGUCACCCACCUGUAGCCUGAGCUCCCACGAGACGGUUCUGACCCACAAGCUGAAGAGCUUGGAGCUCCAGGCUGCCCUGCCCAGAGAUGUGGACUUGAAAUUCCGCAAGCGUUCGGCCCUGGACCCGACUUGCCUCCUUACGCCGCCCCACACGCCCCAGGAGUCGGCUGAGCUGGAGUCUGGCCAGAAGGAGGACACUCUCUGUUGCAUCACAACCAGCUCCCAGGAAGAUGCACGUCUCCAGACCAAAGGUGAGAGCUGUGCCGCCGAGGAAGAAGAAGCAGGUGGAGAUGAAGAGGUGUUUACUGUGGAGCUGCAGAAGGGACCCAGUGGGCUCGGUCUGUCUCUGGUGGACGGAAUGAAAACGGCACUGAAAAUGAAAGGGAUUUAUAUCAAGUCGGUGGUUGAGGACUCACCUGCUGCGUGGUGUGAGAAGCUGAGUCAAGGAGACCGCAUCCUGGCCGUGAAUGGAGUGAGCCUAGUGGGAAUGGACUACAACAGUGGUCGGGAUCUCAUUCGGACAUCGGGAGACGAGCUGCGGCUGCUGGUGGCGAAGUCAGAGCUGGCGUGCAAGAGCUGGCUUAAUAAACGCUAAGUUGAGUGUCGGCGUGGUUGCUUUGCAGCUAGCCACCCUGCAGAAGAACGUGAUUAGAGACCGCUGUAACUCAGACUGGAGUGACAAAAGCCUGAGGAGUACGUCCUCAGAUUAAAAUAAUUCCAGAGCUACCGAUGGAGAACGAUCUUUAUGAACAGAGAGUGGUUUACUUGACCCUAUGAUGAGCAGCACGCUUCAUUGUUACGGCAAAUCCAAGAUGCACCUGGAGCGAAUGGUGCGAGGACACCUGGGUUUCUCAUCUGUGUAGAAGUGUUCACCAUUUUUCCACAUUCACUUCUCUGGAUGGAAGGGUCAUCAAACAAAAUCCAAACUGACCCACAGUACUCCUUUGGUAACUAGUGAGUGGAGAGAAAAUUAUUGCAAAUGCAGAGAACUGUGCAAUAAACUGAAUGACAGAGACUGAAAUGGGAAAAUGCUUCUGUGAUUGUGUCACUCGUUUCCCUUAAAUGAACAAGUUUUGAAAAUAUUUGUGUCUAAU
Scleropages formosus (Asian bonytongue) is the source of this 4688-nucleotide messenger RNA. It is a transcript of the gene radil2b, whose product is annotated as Ras association and DIL domains 2b. The record is from RefSeq and is a predicted model, not a curated record. Gene Ontology annotation, biological process: signal transduction; angiogenesis; negative regulation of Rho protein signal transduction. NCBI's taxonomy places the organism in Eukaryota, Metazoa, Chordata, Actinopteri, Osteoglossiformes, Osteoglossidae. Gene Ontology annotation, molecular function: GTPase binding. The transcript is spliced from 16 exons. Gene Ontology annotation, cellular component: cell-cell junction. Bases 704 to 4189 code for a protein of 1161 amino acids.